Messenger RNA from Nelumbo nucifera (sacred lotus), 1358 nucleotides. Its product is annotated as stearoyl-[acyl-carrier-protein] 9-desaturase, chloroplastic-like. Gene Ontology annotation, molecular function: stearoyl-[ACP] desaturase activity. NCBI's taxonomy places the organism in Eukaryota, Viridiplantae, Streptophyta, Magnoliopsida, Proteales, Nelumbonaceae. Gene Ontology annotation, biological process: fatty acid metabolic process. The record is from RefSeq and is a predicted model, not a curated record. Gene Ontology annotation, cellular component: chloroplast stroma.
UCUGACUCUACGAGUCCACAGACUUGUGUGAUCUCUCAAGAAAAUACAAGGAAAAAGGCAUAGAGAAAAUGGUCGUAGUAAUAGCAGCAAAUCCCCUCAGCUUCCUCCAUUCUCUACGGCCCCGACAUCUGGGUCCUUCAUUUGCUACCAGUUUCGGAUCUCCUAAUGCUUUCAUGGCUGCUUCCUCCCUCCCCUCCUGCCCCAAGAGGUUAAGGAAUCCCUUCAGCUAUCCCUGCCAAGUACAUAAUCAAGCGGCCCACUCCUUGCCACCACAUAAGAAGGAAAUAUUCAAAUCCAUGGAAGACUGGGUGCAAAAGAAUGUCUUGAUCUACCUCAAGCCUGUUGAGAAGUGCUGGCAACCACAGGACCUUCUACCAGAUUCCAACUCUGAAGAAUUCUAUAUGAAAAUUAAGGAAAUAAGAGAGAAAGCAAAGGAGAUCCCCGACGACUAUUUCGUCGCCUUAGUCGGAGAUAUGAUCACAGAGGAAGCUCUUCCAACUUACCAAACAAUGCUGAACACUGGAGAUGGAGUGCGGGAUGAAACAGGAGCCAGUCCUACUUCAUGGGCAGUGUGGAUAAGGGCAUGGACUUCUGAGGAAAACAGACAUGGAGACCUUCUAAACAAGUACCUCUAUCUUUCUGGAAGGGUAGACAUGAAGAAAAUUGAAAAGACAACUCAGUAUCUUAUUGGUUCAGGAAUGGAUCCAAUGACUGAGAAUAACCCCUACCUUCUAUUCAUCUACACAUCAUUCCAAGAGAGGGCUACCUUCAUCUCCCAUGGGAAUACAGCCAACCUUGCCAUGAAGUAUGGGGACAAGGAGCUAGCAAAACUAUGUGGAACCAUUGCUGCUGAUGAGAAGCGCCAUGAGAUUGCCUAUACAAAGAUCAUAGAGAAGCUUUUUGAGAUUGACCCAGAUGGUACCAUCUUGGCUUUUGCAGAUAUGAUGAAGAAGAAGAUCAUAAUGCCAGCCCACAUGAUGUUUGAUGGACAAGAUGAGAACCUUUUUCAGCACUAUUCCACAGUUGCACAGCGGCUUGGUGUUUACACAGCAAAGGACUAUAAUGAUAUACUGGAAUGCAAGGUGAGUAAAUGGAAUGUGGAGAAGUUAACAGGCCUCUCUAGUGAAGGGAGAAGAGCACAAGACUAUGUCUGUGGUUUGGUUCCAAAGUUCAGAAAAUUGGAGGAAAAAGUUGCCAUGAGAGCCAAGCGAGCACCCACCAUUCCUUUGAGUUGGAUUUUCUAUAGACAAGUAUAAAUCUCCACCACAGUCUACAACAUAGGAGUAAGGUCAGUUUAUGUAAUUUUAAACAUCUUUAUUUAAAUAUAUGGCUUGUGUAUGCAAUGGACUACACGUAUA